AUGAACCGUCCUCAGCUAGCCAUCGCUUCGGGUCGCAUUUUAAGCCAUGCAGCACAUUUCAGACUUGUAAAUAGGCGUCCGUUGACUGUCUGCUGUCCGGGUCGCCACAUUAAACCGAUCCCAUUCGAUGCCACUUUUCUGGGACAGGGCUUCAGGACGUCCCAAUACAGGGCCGCUGGAGUAGCGUUCUCCACUAUGGCAUCGGGUGGAGAAGGGGAGGGGCCUGGAGCCUCAUCAGGUGGAGAAGGGGAGGGGCCUGGAGCCUCAUCAGGUGGAGAAGGGGAGGGGCCUGGAGCCUCAUCAGGUAGCAAAGGGGAGGGGCCUGGAGCCUCAUCUCCACGGCAACAUAAACACUCCAACCGCCUGAGUAAAGAGCGGUCCCCAUACCUGCUGCAGCAUGCACACAACCCCGUGGACUGGUUUCCUUGGGGCAAGGAAGCUUUUGACAAAGCCAAAAGUGAAGACAAGCCCAUAUUCUUGUCAGUCGGCUAUUCCACAUGCCAUUGGUGUCACGUGAUGGAGAGGGAAUCUUUUGAGGACGAGGAGAUUGGGAAGAUCCUGAGUGAAAACUUUGUGUGCAUCAAGGUGGAUCGAGAAGAGAGGCCCGAUGUGGACAAGGUCUACAUGACUUUUGUACAGGCGACCAGCGGGGGAGGCGGCUGGCCCAUGAGCGUCUGGCUCACUCCCGAGCUGAAGCCCUUCAUCGGCGGCACGUACUUCCCCCCGCGGGACGCCGGCCACCGGCCUGGCCUCAGCACCGUCCUCCACCGCAUCAUGGAGCAGUGGCGAAGUAACAGAGAGGCGCUGGAGUCCAGUGGAGAGAGAGUGUUGGAGGCUCUUCGGAAGGGAACGGCGAUCGCAGCCAGCGAAGAGCAGACGCCCCCUGCAGCUCCCCUAGUGGCCAACCGGUGCUUCCAGCAGCUGGCCCACACCUACGAUGAAGAGUACGGAGGAUUCAGAGACGCGCCCAAGUUCCCAUCACCCGUGAACCUGAUGUUCCUGAUGUCGUUCUGGGCGGUGAAUCGCUCGUCGUCGGACGGAGAAGAGGCGCUACAGAUGGCUCUGCACACCCUGCGCAUGAUGGCGGUCGGAGGCAUCCACGACCACGUAGCACAGGGUUUCCACCGUUACUCCACAGACUCCUCCUGGCACGUGCCCCACUUUGAGAAGAUGCUCUACGACCAGGCGCAGCUGGCGGUGGCCUACGUCACCGCAUACCAGGUGUCCAGGGAGCAGCUGUUUGCCGAUGUGGCGCGUGACGUCCUGCGCUACGUCUCCAGGGACCUGAGUGAUAAGUCUGGGGGCUUCUACAGUGCAGAAGAUGCCGAUUCGCUGCCGACGUGGGAGUCGAGUGAGAAGCGGGAGGGGGCGUUCUGCGUCUGGACCGCGGCCGAGAUCCGAGAGCUGUUGUCUGAGAUCGUAGAAGGGGCGUCGGGGGGAGGAGUCACCAGAGCGGAUAUCUUCAUGCACCACUAUGGAGUCAAGGAACAGGGCAACGUGCAGCCAGAACAGGAUCCCCACGGGGAGCUGCUGGGCCAGAACGUGCUGAUCGUCCGCUACUCCGCUGAGCUGACCGCCGCCCACUUCGGCCUGCAGGUGGAGCAAGUUCACCAGAUCCUCGCCAGCUGCCGACACAAGAUGGCCGCCGUCAGGAGAACGCGGCCGCCACCGCACCUGGACACCAAAAUGCUAGCCUCCUGGAACGGCCUGAUGCUGUCUGCGUUUGCGCGUGCGGGAGCGGUGCUGGGAGACAAGACGCUGUUGAAGAGAGCUGAGGAGGCCGCCCACUUCCUCCAGCAGCACCUCUGGGACCCGGAACAGCGGAACAUGCUGCACUCCUGUUACCGUGGAGACGAGAUGGAGGUGGAGCAGAUGUAAGCUAAUGCACAAGUUAGCAAGUUAGCAAUGCAGUGACAUUAGCAGUUGUAAGCUAAUAUAGAAGUUAGCAAUGCAGUAACAUUAGCA
Engraulis encrasicolus (European anchovy) is the source of this 1965-nucleotide messenger RNA. It is a transcript of the gene spata20, whose product is annotated as spermatogenesis associated 20. Gene Ontology annotation, biological process: carbohydrate metabolic process. NCBI's taxonomy places the organism in Eukaryota, Metazoa, Chordata, Actinopteri, Clupeiformes, Engraulidae. Bases 1 to 1878 code for a protein of 625 amino acids. The transcript has 12 exons. The record is from RefSeq and is a predicted model, not a curated record.